Molecule: messenger RNA, 1935 nt
Organism: Telopea speciosissima
Lineage: Eukaryota; Viridiplantae; Streptophyta; Magnoliopsida; Proteales; Proteaceae
Exons: 13
Coding region: 1-1935 (644 amino acids)
Source: RefSeq, a predicted model, not a curated record
AUGGCAUCAUAUCAAGGGCUUUUGUGUCUCUGUAUUUCAUUUGCUUUUGUAGCAUUUGCUCAACUUUUGGGUUGUAAUGGAGCAGUGGAAGGACGAAAGGGCUUCUCCAACAAAGAGGAUUCUGAGUUGGAGAUGAUGUUAAAGAUUAUAAAUAAGCCUGCGAAAAGGAUUAUUAAGACUGAAGAAGGUGAUGUUUAUGGGUGUGUUGAUAUCAACAAACAACCUGCUUUUGAUCAUCCUUUGCUUAAAAAUCAUACCAUCCAGGUAAAUCCAAUGUUAUACAAGGAUAAUUUGCCACGGACAACUGCAUUUUGGAGAGUGGAAGGAUCCCCUAGAACUGGGUGCUACAAUAUUUUGUGUCCAGGCUUUGUACAAGUUAAUACAAAAUAUUCCUUAGGGAUUCCAUUUCAGCAUGUCUCAGUGUAUGGUGGUCAACAAUAUGUAUCUCAAUUUCGCCUUACUCAGGAUGUUAUAACUGGGGCUUGGUGGUUGAGUUUAAUGUUGGAUCCUAUAGGAUAUUGGCCAAAAUCUAUAUUCACUAGCUUAGCUGACAGUGCUUCUAAAGUAAUAUGGGGAGGAGAAGUCUACAGCCCAUUGAAAAGGGCAUUGCCUCAAAUGGGAAGUGGUCAUUUCAACCCUAAGGAGGAGCAUGAAACAGCUUUCAUGAAUGCUAUCAAGGUUGUCAACAAAGAGUACAAACUUGUACCUCCUAAAGAUGUAAGGUAUUGUAUAGUUUCAAAUACAGACUACAGAGAGCACUUUGUGACUAUGGCAUCAUAUCAAGGGCUUUUGUCUCUCUGUAUUUCAUUUGCUUUUGUAGCAUUUGCUCAACUUUUGGGUUGUAAUGGAGCAGUGGAAGGACGAAAGGGCUUCUCCAACAAAGAGGAUUCUGAGUUGGAGAUGAUGUUAAAGAUUAUAAAUAAGCCUGCGAAAAGGAUUAUUAAGACUGAAGAAGGUGAUGUUUAUGGAUGUGUUGAUAUCAACAAACAACCUGCUUUUGAUCAUCCUUUGCUUAAAAAUCAUACCAUCCAGAUGAAACCUAGUUCCUUCCCUAAAGGGGCUACUUCUUUUCAGAAAACAAUGCUAGAUAAUGGUUCAUCACUUAUCAGACCUAUAAGAGAUAGUCGCACAAAUGAAGCAUGUUCAGCAGGAACAGUUCCCAUAAGAAGAAUAAAAAGGGAAGAUCUCAUAAGAGCGAAGUUACUUUCAGAAAGACGUAGUAGAAACGUCAGUCCACUUUCAUUUGAACCGCUUGAAUAUCAUAGUGCUCUGAUUCAAACGGAAGGAAAAUUUCAUGGAGGCGAAGCUACAAUGAGCAUCAAUCAACCAAAGGUUUUAGGGGAUCAAUAUAGUGCAGCUCUAAUGGCCCUGGAAAGUGGUUCUACGGAGCAAACCAAUACCAUACAAGCUGGAUGGAUGGUAAAUCCAAUGUUAUACAAGGAUAAUUUGCCACGGACAACUGCAUUUUGGAGAGUGGAAGGAUCCCCUGGAACUGGGUGCUACAAUAUUUUGUGUCCAGGCUUUGUACAAGUUAAUACAAAAUAUUCCUUAGGGAUUCCAUUUCAGCAUGUCUCAGUGUAUGGUGGUCAACAAUAUGUAUCUCAAUUUCGCCUUACUCAGGAUGUUAUAACUGGGGCUUGGUGGUUGAGUUUAAUGUUGGAUCCUAUAGGAUAUUGGCCAAAAUCUAUAUUCACUAGCUUAGCUGACAGUGCUUCUAAAGUAAUAUGGGGAGGAGAAGUCUACAGCCCAUUGAAAAGGGCAUUGCCUCAAAUGGGAAGUGGUCAUUUCAACCCUAAGGAGGAGCAUGAAACAGCUUUCAUGAAUGCUAUCAAGGUUGUCAACAAAGAGUACAAACUUGUACCUCCUAAAGAUGUUUUAGUGCCCUUUGAUCCCAAUCCAAAUACUCUAUUUGAAUGGGACAAUGAGCUGGCCUAA